AUGGCAAACGACCAUUCUAUGGAAAGCGAGUCCGCAUCAUCUACAAACCCAGAACACAUUCCUGAAAAUUCCGUUUCUUCCUCUGAGGGUUCAUCUUCGCGAGCCAGUUCGUCUCCAUCCGAAGCUUACACGCCAACCCGCACUGCCUCAUCAGACACCCAGGCAGAUUCCACGGCGCCAAAGAAAACUGACGAUGGCCUCGCACGUACUAAAUCUCGACACAAAGCCUCCGGUCAUGAUCCUCAGGGAGAGGAAUGGGCCCAGAUAGAAAGACUGAUCUCACGGAUGUUCGGCCCUGAGCGCAAAGCAAAUUCCGAAGAAGAGAAAACACGUCAUGUUGGAGUUCUAUGGAAGAACCUCACUGUAAAAGGUGUCGGCCUCGGAGCUGCUCUACAACCCACCAACGGGGAUAUUUUUCUCGGCUUACCACGGCUCAUCAAGCAACUACUCACUCGGGGCAGAAAAGGUGCCGGGGCCAAAAAAGCAGCGAUACGAACUAUCUUAGAUGAUUUCAAUGGUUGUGUUCGUCCGGGGGAGAUGCUUCUUGUUCUGGGCCGCCCUGGCUCUGGCUGUUCCACUUUCUUGAAAAUGCUUGGCAAUCAACGAGCGGGCUACGAAAGCAUUGAAGGCGAUGUGCGGUAUGGCGGCACAGACUCUGAAAAAAUGGCAAAGGAGUAUAGGUCAGAAGUCUUGUACAACCCUGAGGAUGAUCUCCAUUAUGCAACUUUGACUGUGCGAGAUACACUGCUUUUUGCCUUGAAAGCUCGAACCCCCGACAAAGCCUCAAGAAUACCAGGAGAAAGCCGAAAGGAAUACCAGCAGACAUUCUUGACCGCCAUAGCUAAGUUGUUCUGGAUUGAACAUGCUCUGGGAACCAAAGUUGGGAACGAACUCAUUCGUGGAGUUUCUGGGGGUGAGAAGAAACGAACCUCAAUUGCGGAAGCUAUGGUUACAAAGGCUAGUACCCAGUGCUGGGACAACUCUACCAAGGGUUUGGACGCCAGUACAGCGCUAGAGUAUGUUCAAAGCUUGCGAAGUCUAACAAAUACCGCCAACGUUUCAACGAUAGUAGCUCUCUACCAGGCAUCGGAGAAUUUAUUUGACCUUUUUGACAAGGUGAUCUUAAUCGAAGAGGGAAAAUGCUCUUUCUUCGGCCCUACCCAGGACGCAAAGGCCUAUUUCGAAGGACUGGGCUUUGAAUGCCCCCCGCGUUGGACAACUCCCGACUUUUUGACUUCUGUCAAUGACCCCUAUGCGCGGCGUGUCAAAGAUGGCUGGGACGACCGAAUUCCUCGGAAUGCAGCUGAAUUUCAAGCUGCAUAUCGCAAAAGUGAUACUUACCAAAGCAACCUAGCGGAUAUGAAAAGCUUUGAGGGCGAUAUCGAAAGCCAAAGGCAGGAGAGAGAGGCUGCAAGAAGUGAGGCCAAACGAAAAAACUUCACCAUCUCAUUCUACAAACAAGUUAUGAUUCUCACACAUCGUCAAUUUCUGGUAAUGAUUGGUGAUAGAGAUUCGUUGAUUGGAAAGUGGAGUAUGAUAACCUUUCAAGCUCUCAUUAUUGGUAGUCUAUUUUACAACCUUCCCGAUACAAGUUCUGGCGUUUUUACUAGGGGUGGUGUGAUGUUCCUUAUACUGCUUUUCAAUUCAUUGCUUGCUAUGGCAGAGCUGACAGCAGCAUUUGGGAGCCGACCAAUUUUGAUGAAACACAAAAGCUUCUCUUUCUACCGGCCAGCAGCAUAUGCGCUUGCCCAGGUUGUGGUUGAUGUGCCUCUCGUGUUCAUACAAGUCGUUCUAUUUGAUAUCAUAGUAUACUUCAUGGCAAAUCUUGCUCGAACACCCUCACAGUUCUUUAUAAAUCUGCUUUUCAUUUUCAUUCUCACAAUGACUAUGUACUCCUUCUUUCGUGCCCUGGGGGCUCUAUGUGCCUCAUUGGAUGUUGCCACCCGCCUCACUGGUGUCGCCAUACAGGCAUUGGUUGUGUACACAGGCUAUCUCAUCCCACCGUGGAAAAUGCACCCAUGGUUAAAGUGGCUCAUUUGGAUCAACCCUGUCCAAUACGCAUUCGAGGCAUUGAUGGCCAACGAGUUCCACAAUCUCCAGAUCAAAUGUGAAACGCCCUACAUUGUGCCUGAUGGGCCAAAUGCUGUGCCUGGUCACCAGUCAUGUGCAAUACAAGGCAGUGAUAUAGACCAGUUGAUCGUUCAUGGUCCCAAGUAUAUCCAAACGGCGUACACUUACUCCAGGGCUCACCUGUGGCGGAAUUUCGGCAUCAUUACAGGAUGGCUUAUCUUUUUCGUCUGCUUGACAAUGUUGGGAAUGGAAUUACAGAGACCUAAUAAGGGCGGCAGCUCGGUCACGGUGUUCAAAAGAAGUGAAGCCCCCCAAGCAGUUCAAGAUGUCAUCAAGCAAUCCGGCCCCCGAAAAGAUGAGGAAUCCACAGAGGCGGAUGGCGCAGCAUCCAACGAAAACAACGGCGACACGAGUGUACCUCAUGAAAAAGUCCGGGAUAUUGCUACAAACACGGCAAUCUUUACAUGGCAAGACGUUGACUACACCAUUCCAUACAAGGGUGGACAGAGACAACUUUUGCAAAAUGUUAAAGGGUAUGUCAAGCCUGGUCGGCUGACUGCAUUGAUGGGUGCUUCUGGCUCGGGCAAAACCACCUUGCUCAAUGCGCUAGCACAGCGCAUCAAUUUUGGCGUGGUCACCGGCAACUUCUUAGUUGAUGGGAGGCCUCUCCCAAGGAGCUUUCAGAGAGCCACGGGAUUCGCCGAGCAGAUGGACAUUCACGAACCCACUGCUACUGUGCGGGAGUCUCUUCGGUUCUCCGCUCUGUUGCGGCAGCCGAAAGAAGUCCCAUUAAAAGAAAAGUAUGAUUAUUGUGAGACAAUCAUUGACUUAUUAGAAAUGCGUUCCAUCGCCGGGGCAAUUGUUGGAUCCAUGGGCUCAGGCCUCAACCAAGAGCAGCGCAAACGACUCACAAUUGCAGUUGAACUAGCAAGUAAACCAGAGCUUUUGCUAUUCCUAGAUGAACCCACGUCAGGCCUCGAUUCUCUGGCCGCGUUCAACAUUGUACGCUUCCUUCGCCGACUCGCAGAUGCCGGUCAGGCCAUUCUCUGCACAAUACAUCAACCUUCUGCUGUCUUAUUCGAGAACUUCGAUGAGCUCUUGCUACUGAAAAGCGGUGGAAUUGUUGUUUAUAAUGGGCCCCUUGGAAACGACUCCAAGACGCUGAUUGAUUACUUUGAACAAAACGGCGGGAGGAAUUGCUCACCACAUGAAAAUCCGGCAGAGUAUAUGUUGGAAGUCAUUGGAGCCGGAAAUCCCGAUUAUAAGGGACAGGACUGGGGUAAUGUAUGGGCCAACUCGCCAGAAUCCAAACAGCUUUCUGGGGACCUUGAAGGUAUAAUCGCCUCUCGUCGCAACGCUCAAAAUGACCAGAAGGUUGACGACGAUCGCGAAUACGCGAUGCCUCUCUAUGUUCAAACAGUCGCAGUCACUAAGCGCGCAUUCGUGGCUUACUGGAGGAUCCCAGACUACAUCCUUGGUAAAUUCAUGCUCCACAUCUUUACCGGCCUUUUCAACACCUUCACAUUCUGGCAUUUGGGAAAUAGCUUUAUCGACAUGCAAUCACGACUUUUCUCUGUUUUCAUGACCUUGACGAUAGCCCCACCGCUGAUACAGCAACUCCAACCACGAUAUAUUCAUUUUCGAGGCCUUUAUGAAUCUCGAGAGGCUAACUCAAAGAUCUACUCUUGGGCUGCCUUUGUGACGAGCACAAUCAUCCCAGAACUGCCAUACUCGGUUGUUGCCGGGUCCAUUUACUUCAACUGCUGGUACUGGGGAACUUGGUUCCCGCGCGACUCGUUUACCUCCGGCUACGUUUGGAUGUCGAUGAUGCUUUUUGAACUAUAUUAUAUCGGCCUUGGUCAAUUCAUAGCUGCAAUUGCACCAAAUGUGCUAUUUGCAAGUUUGCUCGUGCCAACUUUCUUUACCUUUGUUGCUUCCUUCUGCGGCGUUGUCGUCCCUUAUGUCGCAAUACCGCAUUUUUGGCAAGCGUGGAUGUACUGGCUUACGCCUUUCCACUAUCUGCUUGAGGGAUUUGUUGGAGCCAUCACCCAUAAUGUCCCCGUGCGGUGUAUUGAGCGCGAAGAAUCCCGCUUUAGCACUCCACCUGGCAUGAACUGCCAAGAAUAUGCUGGGUCUUAUGCCGAAAAAUCCGGUGGAUAUGUCCGAGACAUUGGGAAUGGAAUGUGCUCAUUCUGUCAAUACUCAGUCGGUGAUAAUUUUGCUAGUAGCCUCAAUGUUUUUUACUCGCACAAAUGGAGAGAUUAUGGGAUCAUCUGGGGAUUCAUUAUCUUCAACUUUGCUGUUGUUUUCAUCUUCUCCUGGUUGUAUUUGCACGGUAUCAGCGACGUGAAACGCUGGCUCAGUGCGCGUAAGACGAGAAAGAGCAAAGCUCGUCCUUGA
This is a messenger RNA of Penicillium roqueforti, 4470 nucleotides long. RefSeq names its product putative ABC transporter. Gene Ontology annotation, biological process: transmembrane transport. Lineage: Eukaryota; Fungi; Ascomycota; Eurotiomycetes; Eurotiales; Aspergillaceae. Bases 1 to 4470 code for a protein of 1489 amino acids. Gene Ontology annotation, cellular component: membrane. The record is from RefSeq and is a predicted model, not a curated record. Gene Ontology annotation, molecular function: ATP hydrolysis activity; ATP binding; ABC-type transporter activity. The transcript is spliced from 15 exons.